Trichoderma atroviride IMI 206040 is the source of this 423-nucleotide messenger RNA. RefSeq lists its product as uncharacterized. Lineage: Eukaryota; Fungi; Ascomycota; Sordariomycetes; Hypocreales; Hypocreaceae. The record is from RefSeq and is a predicted model, not a curated record.
AUGUUCCAGCCCAUCGCUGUUCUACUAGCGGCAACCGCCCUCCUUAUUCCCAGCGCUAUGGCUGGCGAGGGCGUGCAUCUUGCCAACUGUGGCCCUGAUGUUAACUCGGCGUUUACCAGCGUCGUCGCCUACUACGCAGAUGACUCGCAGUCAAACACGGCACCGUUUUCUCAGAAUAUAGCCUUUGCUACCAACCCAGCAAGUCUGGUUACUUGGGAGGGCCACUCUUACACCGCAAGCUUCGCAACUGGAAACACUUUUACGACCCACAUUCAAGGUGGAAGCUUCAGCUUCGGCCAGUACGCAGGGAGUGGCAACAACCAGCAGCGACAGUUUGCUUGCUUCAGGGACAAUAACAGGCAGCUUUGGAGGUCAACUCCUGCUUAUGCUUGCUUCAGCAUUUACUAUUGCCUUGAUGCUUAG